GAUCUCAGUCUCUCUGUGUUUUGUCAUUGUGUUGUUCUGUAAUGACGCCAUGUCUCAAACUGGGAAAGUCCUUCAUUUGUAUGUGGAGGUGAGAUCCCCACCAGAGCAUGAUGGGAAAGGUAGUUCUUGCGAGACGACGGUGGAACAAGAAGGUCCCGUCGAGGCUUUGACCAAAUUAGCACAGGCGGCAUCGGGAUUUACCACACCUCCCAGCAGCACAUUCAGACCAAAUGUUAGCUUCCGACUGCAGUCCUCACAAGAUUCCCCUCAAAGAUGCAACAUUCCCCAGCAGGAACCAUUCCAACAGGGAUCAUCUGGCCUCAAUAACAAUAUUGAUAGUAGGCAAUUGAAACAUGUCCACUCGUUGUCACACUCUGGACGGACUUCUGGCCCAGGAACACCUUGUCGAGCCUGCAGCCAUCAUCAGAACUCUAAACCAGAGCUUGGACAGAGGUCUGUGGUCACUUUCAGCUACAUAGAGAAACCCCAUAUUAAAACCGUGGAGAGUCCUCGUAACAGUCCUAGUGGAGUAAAAGAUGCAGCAGCUGGCUCACGUAAGAGGUGUAGUAAUCCAGUGCGAACACGACCUGCUGAAUCUUCCUGCAAUAAUAGUCCCUUUCACCAGCACACUGGUUGCUCUACUUUGGAUCCCAUUGGUCAAGCAGCAACACAGCGAGCCUUGGAGGAGUUUGGCUCUCCACAGCUGAGGUGCAAGUUUUCUCGUGGCUCAAACUGGAGUCCAGAGUUCCACCAACGCCAGAGGGCACGAUGCCAAUCUUGGGCAGGUUCACCAGUGCCAAACAGCAGCCGACGUGAACCUGACACCAGCAGAGUGGGAACUGUGUGUGGUGUCCCCGAAAGCUCAGCAUCAGAUGCUGUCUCAUCCCACACAGGGCACAACAACCAGCAGAUAUCCAGCUCCAGAUCCCAAGAAUGCCCCAAUCAGAACUCCCCAGUCAGUCAAAGCCAGACUGGAGAUAGGCCACUCUCAGGGCAAAGGAACACAAACACACCCACUCAUGGUUUAAACCAGCUAAGCAGAAGCAAUAACUCCUCAGCGCUUAACAGUCCUGAGGUAGCCCGCAAAAUUGCAGAAGAGGCAACCAAAGUGUCAUCACUAUUCAAUGAAGUCCGAAGUUCUCCUCCUCCUGCUGUUUCUGGGGCUUCAUCUAAUCUAAGCAGCACAAACUAUGGGUAUCCUUCUAGAGAGGUCCAGCAUGAUUCCUUACAGCAGAAUCCAAUGCAUCAUUCUGCUGUUAAGAUGAACAUACCUGUCCAUGAAGACCAUACUAAGACAAAUGGUGUUUCUUUGCAUCUGCAUGAAGCACCAACUACCAAGAGCUUGGAUUUAAAAGAUGACCAAGCCAAUCAUUCAUUCUGCACUAUACCAGCCCCUGAUUCUCCAGCUUUGCCAUCUCGACUUCUUCGUCCAAGUCUGUCUAAAGGAGAUGUGUGUUCUCCACUUCGGGAUCCUCGUCAGCUUAGAGCUGACCUACCAGUUUCGGAUAGCCCCACUUUACACCGUCACAGACCUCCGCAGUACACUGGAGAGGAGUGGACCACCGGGGAGCCCUGGUUCCUGGAUGAGGAGGACUGGGAUGAUCAUGUCAUUGCAGAAAGUGUGGAAAUUUCAAGAAGGUUGUUUAUUGGUCAAAACGUGGAUGAUUCUCCCGUCAGUUGGACGUCAAGACAGCAGUGGAAAGAUCAAGCAAAGAAAGAGGAAGGGAAGUUCAGUUUGGUGGAAAAACUUGAAAGGACUAUCAAGAGCAGUUGUAGUCCGGUGUACAAAAAAAGCGAUCGGGUUGAGGUCACAGAAAAAGCAGAGGAGAAUACGAGCAAUUUGGUAUGUGGAGCAAAUCACCGCUCAGGGGAAAAUGUAGAGGAGAUGACUAGGAUAACACAUCUACAGAGACAGGCAGAAUGGAGGAGACGGCAGGCUUUGCUUCUAGGGCCAGUGGUGUUAGAAGAUGGAGACGGGGAGAGAGGAGAGGAUGAACAUGGGUUUGGAGAGCAGCAGGGUUUGGCUGGGUCAUCCCCGAGCUCCAGUGGAGUAACUGGAAGUCUUGGGGACAGAGAUUGCAUCUCACCCGAGUCCAGCCAGAACAGCAACCAAUCAGAUCACCCGUCAUCCGGGAUACAGUCGGAUGGCGGUUCUUUGGUGCCAGGUCCGUCUCUGCACUGUCAGAAAAUUGCCCGAGCCAAGUGGGAGUUUCUGUUCGGCACUCCAGCAGAAAAUACUGCCAACGAACGAGAGAAGAAUCUUCCAGAAUCUUCCACAGCGCCCCCAAGUGGCCACUCCACCCCAAUCCCACCAUCAUUUUUGCCACUGGAGGCACUUGCUCUCAGAGCGAACCAUGAUGUUCAGCAUGUGGUGGUGGAGCUUGUGACUCCGCCCCCUGCUGCUCCUGGCUCCUCCCCCAAAACGGUCAUAAUUCGGCGAACAUUAAAAUACUCGGAGACGGAUCUGGACGCUGUCCCGCUACGAUGUUACCGGGAGACAGACAUCGAUGAGGUGCUGUUAGCAGAGCAAGAGGACGCGGACUCGGCUUUUGGAAGCAAUCGCAGUGUCAUGGGGACGUCCUGUGCUGGGAGCAGCCCGCUAGGAGAGAUGCCCAAUGAAAGAAAAGAUGGACAGGAGGAUGGAGAAGAGGAGGAGGAGGAAGAAGAGGAGGAUGUUGCGAGCUGGGCCACUGUCAGGAUGCAGGGGGAUGUGAGGCGACUGCUGGCUGAACAACAGGGAGAUGAUGAAGAAGAGUUUUACAGAAUGAUGCUAAAGAGGCCCCAAGACCAGUUCAGGAACGAUCACCCAGCUCUGAAAUCUCCUCUCCUGGUCCGUGGCCCGCGCAGAAAGUCUGGAGACAGUUUGGACACGUUCAGCCGGCAUUUCGAGAACAUCAUGGAGUCUCACCGCGCCAAAGGCACGUCCUACAGCAGUCUGGACAGCCUGGACCCUCUGACCUCCAGCACUCAAACCGUCCUGACCUUUGACCUCCCCACUCUGACUCCACAGGUGCAGGGUCAGAUCUAUCAGAGCGCGCGGCAGAUCGUGGAGCUCAGCUUCGCUCCACUGGCUCAUGUAGAAAUGCCCAGCCUCUCAAUCUCUGCGCUGACGAUAACUGGAGACACUGAUGCCACGCGGGCGCCGUCCAGCGAACGUCUCAGCAGCGGAUCUGAUGAUCGGAGUGGGCAAAGCUGGCAGAGCAACACACCGCUUUCACUGCCCAGAGAGAAACCUCCACGCUUCUCUGCAGAGCCGGAUGUGGAUCAGGAGCUGAUUGAGCGUUUGGGUUUGGGCAGUAAUGACACUCUCAGUAACGGGAACCGUGCAGAUCUGGAUGCUGCCAAACGCCUCGCCAAGCGGCUCUUCAACCUCGACGGCUUCCGGAAGUGUGACGUUGCCCGACAUUUGAGUAAAAACAAUGACUUCAGCCGUAUGGUGGCAGAGGAAUAUCUGCACUACUUCAAUUUCACCGCCAUGACUUUGGACCAAGCACUGAGGGCUUUUCUGAUUGAGUUUGCUCUGACGGGUGAAACACAGGAGAGAGAGAGAAUCUUAGCACACUUCUCUCGCAGAUUCCUACAGUGUAACCCAUCGCUCGUACUGUCUGAAGACAGUGUCCACACACUGACCUGCGCCCUGAUGUUGCUCAAUACAGACCUGCACGGACAUAACGUCAGCAAGCGAAUGUCCUUCAAUCAGUUUAUCGGGAAUCUGGAAGGACUAAACAGCGGCUAUGAUUUUCCUAAAGACCUCCUCAAGCGUGCGUCUGUGGUUUGGUUUGUGGUGGCAGAUGUGAAUAUGAAACCCGCUGGGAAGAGCACUUUACUUCAACACGCUCUGGAUCGAUACCGUCUGCCUCGCUCUGGGGGUUUUAUGAUCGGCAGGAAAGAAGUGAAGGGGAAAACUGACUUUUAUUCACUCCAGGCAGGAAGCACAGCGAGACCAGCCCAAAAUAUCACACUGGCUCUGAGCGAGAGACUCGAUGAGGAAGAGUUGCGCAAGUCGUUUUCGGAGCUCGGGGAGCAGCGAGGAGAGUCGAAUAGCAGAGGAGUGAAGCAGAUGAGCAGCGGUUUCGUUCCUGCUUCUGGAGCUCUGCUUUACAAGAUGGGUUUCUUGGUGAGGAAGGUCCACGCUGACUGUGACGGGAAGAGAACACCUCGUGGGAAAAGAGGCUGGAAAACAUUCUACGCUGUUCUUAAAGGACUCAUCCUUUACCUGCAGAAAGGCGAGUAUCGGCCAGACAAGCAGCUAUCAGAUGAGGAUUUGAAGAACGCCGUGUCCAUCCAUCAUUCUCUGGCCAUCAGAGCUACAGACUACAGCAAACGGCCAAACGUCUUUUACCUCCGCACCGCUGACUGGAGAGUCUACCUCUUUCAGGCUCCGAAUGCUGAACAAAUGCAGUCUUGGAUCACACGCAUCAACACAGUGGCAGCCAUGUUUUCAGCCCCACCCCUCCCUGCUGCCAUUGGCUCACAGAAGAAAUUCAGUCGACCGCUGCUGCCAGGCUCCGCCUCCAAACUAUCACAGGAGGAGCAGGUACAGGCUCACGAAACUCGAUUUCGCUCGAUCUCCACUGAACUCGCACAACUGCGCUCUUAUCCACCUGACCGAAAGGUGAAAGGACGCGAACUGGAAGAGUACAGACUGAGAGAGGAGUAUCUGGAGUUUGAGAAAACACGCUAUGAGACAUACAGCAUGCUCCUGCGGGCCAAGCAGCGCUGCGGAGACGACGAUCUCUCAGUGUUUGAGGCCAUGCUCCUGGAGGAAGGAGCUUUACAGAGAGCUCAGUCCAGCCCGACGCUCCAGGACAGCAGUCUGACCUGCAGCACCAGAGACGGGGCGAGUCCCAGCACCACCACCGCCCCUCCAGAACCAUCCGGAAACGGCAACAACGGCUGCUCGCGCGGCCAAGGACAGAGACACAGCUACCGGCAGGCCGUCCGCAAGUGAAGCCACCGCCGCCGCCAUCCACAGGAAGCCUGCUGUUCUGGAGAGGAAGUGAGGUCAUUCUCUUUCCUGAUGCACGCCAUCAGGAAGUGCCCACUGAAUCUGACUCUGCGAUUGGCUGAUGGGUCACAACACAAGGUGCUACGGGAGCCGGAUGGGAGAACGUGAUUGGAGGGAAAUAUAAGAAACGUGUGCCACUCUUCCUUUGCCUUCUCGGUUUCUUCUGCGACUUGAAGCCAUUACAUCAGUACAUCCUAAAAAUAAAUCGGCGGAGGGUUAUUCGUUUUUGCAUCCCCAGAAAUAACUCGUUCGUUUACAGUUCUGCUCUUAAAUAUUCCCACAAUGUUUGGGGUGUGUUUUGCUUGAUAAAACACGUUGUUGUUUGUCAAAUGGCCGUCUCUUUUGGUGUGGCGUUUGAGAUUGAGCGGAAAACUGACUAGCCCGUAUGCAACCAGUUAUCUCUUUACUUGUACAAUAAUCAACAGGAACAUCACAGUCACUAAAUACACAUUUCAGUCCAUCAAUUUUGCCCUCAAAAUGUCGUUUGCACUGAACACCAAGUAUUACUACACUGCAAAACUCAUUUUCCUGAUCAGCAAUUUUGUCCUUUUUUCAUGAUAGAAAUAUUUAAACAUCUUUAAGAUGAGAUCUGUUAAGCUGACACAUUAACUCUGUACGUUACAUCCUGAAUUACUUCCUUUAUUUUUGCUUUUCUUAUGUUUAAUGAAAGCACAAACAUUACUUUGUUCGAUAUAUACUCAAGCUGUUGGCUUGAAGAUGAUUUUUUGU
Molecule: messenger RNA, 5737 nt
Organism: Danio aesculapii
Lineage: Eukaryota; Metazoa; Chordata; Actinopteri; Cypriniformes; Danionidae
Exons: 17
Coding region: 50-4951 (1633 amino acids)
Biological process (GO): regulation of ARF protein signal transduction
Molecular function (GO): guanyl-nucleotide exchange factor activity
Source: RefSeq, a predicted model, not a curated record